Messenger RNA from Daldinia loculata, 1359 nucleotides. Its product is annotated as GroES-like protein. NCBI's taxonomy places the organism in Eukaryota, Fungi, Ascomycota, Sordariomycetes, Xylariales, Hypoxylaceae. Gene Ontology annotation, molecular function: oxidoreductase activity; zinc ion binding. The transcript is spliced from 4 exons. The record is from RefSeq and is a predicted model, not a curated record. The coding region runs from base 1 to 1359 and encodes 452 amino acids.
AUGUCAGUAUCACAAGGGGCAUACCUUGCUGAGAAGGCCAUCGGCCAUGACGGAAGUUCAAUCACCGCACAAGAUGUUAGCAACUAUAGCGGAGAAGCUGGCAGAGCAGAGACGAUGAAGGCGUUAUGCUGGAUGGGUAAAAAUACUGUCGAGGUUCGCGAUGUACCCAGACCGAGGAUCAUCGAGCCCAACGACGUAAUCCUCAAAGUCACCGGCAGCACGGUCUGCGGAAGCGACCUUCACUUAUACCACGGAACUGUCAUCCAAUUAAGUAAAGGUGACAUCCUAGGCCACGAAUUCUGCGGUAUCGUUGAUGAGGUUGGGUCAGCGGUCAAGAAAGUUCAAAAAGGCAAGCGGUACGUGGCCUCGUUCCAGAUCGCGUGCGGUGAUUGCUUUUUCUGUAAGCAGAAGCUGUCAUCUCAAUGCGAGCGCACCAACUCCAACACUACCCAGAGAGCCAUGUACGGCGGUCAGACUGCCGGGAUGUUUGGUUACUCGCACUUCACGGGCGGUUUCGCGGGCGGUCAGGCUGAGUAUGUUCGCGUUCCGCUCGGCGACGUGAAUCUCCUCGAGAUACCCGACGACGUACCGGACGAAAAGGCAUUAUAUCUUAGCGACGUAUUAGCAACAAGCUACAACGCCGUGCACGACACUGCCGUCUACCCCGGCGAUCAGGUAGCUAUAUUUGGUGCCGGUCCCAUCGGUCAGAUGGCUGGAAUCUUCGCAAUCAAAGCCGGGGCCACCAAGAUCAUCUUCGUCGACACCGAGCCACGUCUCACUUUUAUCAGAAAUCACUGGCUCGCAGACCACUCUGAGAAGCUAGAGCUGGUCGAUUACAAGAAGCUGUCGUUCGGCGUAACAAAUAAGCCGACCGUCGUGUCAAAGCUGAAGGAUCUAUGCGGUGGAAGGGGUCCGGAUGCAGCUAUUGAAUGUGCCGCGGGCGAAUAUGCAAAGAGCUGGAUGCACUGGCUCGAGAUGACAUUGGGUGCAGAGACCGACACGAGCGAAAUCCUUAACGAGAUGAUAGAGGGCGUCCGAAGCUUUGGUCGAUGCGGAGUUACUGGCAUAUACGUCGGCUACACCAACCAUUUCAACAUCGGAUCUCUUAUGGAAAGGGGUAUUCGACUCAUCGGCAACGGCCAAGCACCUGUACACAAGUACUGGGAAGACUUACUAAAGAUGAUCCGGGACGGUGAUCUAGACCCUCUUCAGAUGGUAUCUCACCGCGUUCACCUAGAAGACUUGGAUAAGGUGUAUGCCAAGUUCGAGAAGCACGAGGACGGUAUGCAAAAGGUAUUUGCCGAGACUAAAUUCUCGCUACCGGCGUGUGCGGGCAGUCCUCAGUUGACGAGGUAUUGA